Lynx canadensis (Canada lynx) is the source of this 567-nucleotide messenger RNA. RefSeq names its product deoxyhypusine synthase-like. Gene Ontology annotation, biological process: peptidyl-hypusine biosynthetic process. Lineage: Eukaryota; Metazoa; Chordata; Mammalia; Carnivora; Felidae. Gene Ontology annotation, molecular function: deoxyhypusine synthase activity. Gene Ontology annotation, cellular component: cytoplasm. The record is from RefSeq and is a predicted model, not a curated record.
GACUGGUUGAUGCCCAUUCUGGGUCAGAUGGUGCUGGAGCAGAACACAGAGGGUGUGAAGUGGACACCUUCCAAGAUGAUCGCCCAGCUGGGCAAGGAGAUCAACAACCCAGAAUCCGUGUAUUACUGGGCCCAGAAGAACCACAUCCCCGUGUUGAGCCCAGCGCUUACAGAUGGCUCUCUGGGCGACAUGAUCUACUUCCAUUCCUACAAGAAUCCAGGUCUGGUCCUGGACAUCGUUGAGGACCUGAGGCUCAUCAACACACAGGCCAUCUUUGCCAAGCGCACCAUCAUGAUCAUCCUGGGUGUGAGUGUGGUCAAGCACCACAUCACCAACGCCAACCUCAUGUGGAAUGCCAACUAUGAUGUCUACAUUAACUCGGCCCAGGAAUUUGAUGGCUCCGAUUCUGGUGCCAGGCCAGACGAAGCGGUUUCCUGGGGCAAGAUCUGGGUGGACACACAGCCUGUCAAAGUCUAUGCCCAUGACUCCCUGGUCUUCCCCCUGCUUGUGGCUGAAACCUUCGCCCAGAAGACAGAUGCUUUCACACCUGAGAAGAAUGAGGACUGA